ACCUCUCAAAGAGUGUGGCCUUCACAGCUGGAAUGAGUACUGCCAGCGAUUCUUGGAACAGUGGAACAUUAGUAUUCGAUAAGGUGAUCAACAACGUGGGAGGAGGGUAUAACCGUCACAUCGGAAUCUUCACUGCACCAGUAGAAGGGCAUUAUGUGUUCUAUGUCAGUAUCGUGAAUAACAAUAGACACUCUUUAUAUGUAGACAUAGUGUUAAACGGAUUUCGUCAAGUCCAAGCAAUGGCCAACUCUUAUAAUAUAAACGAUCAAUAUGAGACAGGUACAAAUCUUGUAAUAUUACACCUGCAGCAGGGAGACACUGUCUGGAUACAAUAUCAUCGUGGUGCUGGUUAUUACAGCUACAAUAACGCACCAGUAACAACGUUCUCUGGAUUCCUUAUUUAA
This is a messenger RNA of Saccostrea cuccullata (small rock oyster), 404 nucleotides long. RefSeq names its product cerebellin-3-like. The record is from RefSeq and is a predicted model, not a curated record. NCBI's taxonomy places the organism in Eukaryota, Metazoa, Mollusca, Bivalvia, Ostreida, Ostreidae. The annotation marks the transcript as partial. Gene Ontology annotation, molecular function: protein binding. The transcript has a single exon.